This is a messenger RNA of Diaporthe citri, 1587 nucleotides long. RefSeq lists its product as uncharacterized. Lineage: Eukaryota; Fungi; Ascomycota; Sordariomycetes; Diaporthales; Diaporthaceae. The transcript is spliced from 5 exons. Bases 1 to 1587 code for a protein of 528 amino acids. The record is from RefSeq and is a predicted model, not a curated record.
AUGAGUUUAUGUACAGAAUGCAAGUCGAUGUCGACAAGGACAUUUGAAGGUGACGAAACCAAGCUGUUCCGCCACGGCUACGACAGCUUCCGAAAGGCUGUUUUUGAGAGCAAGUGCUAUAUUUGCUGCCGCGUCUGGGAGAGCCUCACGGAGGAACAAAAGGAGGUGGCCAGCCGGCCUGAAUUCAUGGGCAUUGAGUACCACUUCAGACCAAGGAGGGCGAUCGACUCGGACGGGGAUCCGACGCUUACUGUGGCUUCACUCACGUUCAAGUGGGAUGAUGACCUCUUUGACUGUGAGGAUUAUGACGAGCCCGGGGGGUUUGACGUAGGAGAAGGAACUUUUACAGCUCUCAACCCUGCCAAGCCUUACGCCGAAGAAAUCUUCUCCGUCAAAGGGUUCGAGAAGUCGGUAAUGCGUCUCAAUGACGCUGAUUCUCAAGGAAGCGGCGACGGGCCGCAGCAAUACGAGACUGUUUACCAGGUAUGGGCGGACGUUCUGGAGUCUUACCUUAGGUGUGCCCUCACCAAUCCGGACGACAAAUUUGUGGCUAUAUCUGGCGUGGUCAAAGACUUCGCGAGAGCUAUCGACGACGAAUACUUAGCUGGUCUAUGGCGGCGAAACUUCGUCAACGGCCUUCUCUGGACUGCCAGACCAGAGAGUAACUAUGAUGCUGGGCUCAAGCAGUCCUGCCCCCAGGGCGUGUUCGUCAGUUUGACGCCAGGUGACCCUUCUCUCUGGUCAGGCGUUAUGUUUGUGCGCAAAGGACCCUAUGCUACCGCGAUCCUCCGAUUCUACAUCUCCUUCCCGGAUACCUAUCCCGCACUGCCGCCGCUCGUGACGUUUUCGACAGACAUGUUCCAUCCCUUGAUCACGCCCCUCACGACCUACAUGUACACGACCGACAUCCAGGAGGGCGGCACCGUCAGCGCAACGGACGAGGAGCGUCUCCCACCAGGCGGCUUCAGCCUGCGGCACGGUUUCCCGGACUGGUUCGGCCGCGGCAGCAGGGGCCGGCCGGCACCGGGACAAUACCCUCCGGAGACCCCUAGGUCCUCCAGAGCCCUUGCCGCCGGCGGUGACAGCAACUCGAGCACGCCCAACUCCAAGAUCGCUGCGACGCCGCCGAGCGCAGGCGGCGGUCAUGCUGGCAAUGCUGGGACUGGCGGCAGCACCGGCAGCAAACAGUCUUUCAUGGACGUGCACAAGAGGGACAUCUCGACUGGCGAGGUGCUAAGUUACAUUCGCAGCACCUUUGAUGACCAGGCAGUGAUGGACUCGAUCCCACUUGAAGCGGCUGGAAACCCGGGUGCUUGGCACGCUUGGGCUGCAUACCGCGGACAUACCACCAUUCCUGAGGGCGAACCAGCCGUCAGGAAGCCGGGGGACUGGAAUUGGGAGGGUGUGUGGGAGGAGAGGGUGCAGAGGAACAUACAGGCAUCAUUGUCGGAGCCUGUUCUGUAUGGGGAUAUUCGAUUCCUCAGCAUGGAAGAGGGCGCAGUCGAGACGGUAAAGGACAACCUUUACAAGACUUUAGGCGAAUCAGCCAGGGCUGAUCCGCUGGCUGUUCCUUCCGUCAAUCCUUGA